AUGGCUUAUGCUGCUGUGGUGUCUCUUAUCCAGACUCUAGACCAGUUUCCUUCAGAUCAAUUUUCAUCUUCUCAUCAAGAAAUAUCACUCUUUAAAUGUCUCCACACCAAGGCCCACACCUUGCUAGUUCUUCUCCAAAAAAAAUUCCAAACCGGAGCAAACGAGCUUGAAGCCCAAAUCCGAGAAGUGGUGUACGAAGCAGAAGACGCCGUAGAAUCCCACGUCUCGACCCGUUACCUCCAGCCCGAAUCCGUGGAAAGCUCCCCUGCAGCUGCCGAGAUCUUCACUCACAAAUUGCAAGUGCUGUUGCAAGAAUUGGAAUCUAUCGAGAAAAGGCUAACUGCCAUAGGAUCCGACCGGGUUGACCAACGGCCAGAGAUGACCGGGCCACGAUCCGGCCCGUUAGUGGCCAGCACGAACAAGCUGCUUGUCGGGCUCGAAAACGAGCUGUCCCGGUUGAAAGGCAAGCUAGUCGGGGAAUCUUCCCGACUGAAUGUGGUGGCCGUGGUCGGGAUGGCCGGCAUCGGCAAGACCACACUCGUCGACCGGGCUUUCCAUGACCCGUCGAUCGGGAGGUUCUUCCACUACAGAGCCUGGGCAAAUGUGGGCCCGGGCCGCGACCCGCGGGAAGUCAUUGCGGAGCUCCUGGGGCCCACGGCUUCGAAGUUCAGCCAGGAGAGCAGCUACAGCCAGCUGACGGAGUUCAUGUUUCGGAACCUCAAGGGCAGAAAAUACCUGAUCGUGCUCGACGGCUUGACCGAAACCGAGGCGUGGGACGACCUGAAGAGCCUGUUCCCGAACGACGACAACGGGAGCCGGGUCGUGCUCACGACCCGGCUGAGGAAAGUGGCUCUCCACGCGUCCGGAUCUAUCCGGAACAUUCACGAGACGAGCUUCUUGGGCAUCGAGGAGUGCUGGAAUCUGCUGCGCAACAUCGUGUUCGACGGGAAGGAGUGCCCGCCCGAGCUCAUAAAGGUGGGCAAGGAAAUUGCCGAGAACUGUCACGGACUACCUCUCACGAUCGUCCUCGUUGGCACCAUGCUAUUUGGUGCCGAGAAGAGCCUCGCGUACUGGGAAAGAGUCGCGGAUGGCCCGAUAUCGGCUAUUUACGAAAGCAACGAUGUCCGGCUGACGUCGGCCAUGCAGCUUCUGAACGACGACAGCAUGCCUCAGCAUCUGAAAGCCUUCUUCAUGUAUAUGGGCUUGCUCCCCUCGAACCACGAGAUACCCGCCUCAAAGCUCGUUAGGCUGUGGAUUUCUGAGGGAUUCGUGGAGUGGAGUGGGCCGGAAUCUCCGGAGGAUGUGGCCGAGGAGCGUCUGGAGGAGCUCUUCAACAGGAGCCUCGUCUUGGUUCACAAGCGGAAAUCGGCUGGCGGGAUUAAAACCUGCAGCAUCCACUCUGCCGUGUGGCAUCUGUGUGUCAAUGCUGCUGAGAAAGAUGGGUUCUUUUGUGCCGUCACUCGUUAUACAAAGGGGAGGAAGGCUUCUCUGCCUACUACUGCAAGAAUUGGCCGCCGGCUUUGCAUACGGAAGAACAUCCUUCUUUCAAUCAAGGACGUCAAUCGUGCCAUGUUGUCGGUCUCGAAAGCCCGCUCUUUUCUCUGCAGUGGUCGGGACCAUCCGUAUCCUUUAGCCGUUUGCUCGGAUUUCGGUUUGCUCAGGGUACUUGACGUGCUCUCCAUACGCUUCUACGAGUUCCCCACGGAAAUACUAACAUUAGUCCAGUUACGAUACCUUGCGCUCACGUGCAGCGAAAUCCCACCUUCAUUGUCCGAGCUACGAAACCUCCAAGUCCUGAUUAUGCGUCGCCAUACAAGGAUCAAAGCCUCUGGAGCUGGCCCGUCGUAUUUUCAGAUGUGGAACAUGAGACGCUUGAGGCAUCUCGUGGUAGAGGGCGGCGACCUUCCACAUCCACAUGGCGCGGUCCUCAUGGACCUAUUGACUCUUUCGAAUGUGACGAGCCAUAGUUGUGGUGAGGACGUGCUGAGAGGAACUCCGAACCUGAAGAAAUUAGGAGUUUGCAUUGAGGUGUCGGAGCACGAUCACGCUUCUGAUCCCUCGCGCGUUUUCGACCAUCUGGCGAUUCUCGACCGGCUGGAGUCAUAUGCCCGACCAUCUGAGCCUGUCCAUGGCAGGUUUCAACUCACCUUUCCUAAGGGACCUGACAUGCCGUGCCAGGUGAGCAAGUCUGCAGCUGCCGCGGCCAGACGAGUCACACAAGCGUCAAUUGUGUCCUCAAUGGCAUACACAACUUUCUUGAUUUGCCUUUCAACUUCUCUGACUUGUGUGGCUUUAUUCGACCUUGUUGACUCGGGCUCGAGCAAAGUCUUUAAAGAGAUGAGAUCGGUCGCCAGCAGCCAGAGCUCGUCUUCCGUGUCGGAGCCAGAGAGAAGAUCGUCAUGUGACGUCAGCAGCCACGGCACAUAUGCCCGACCAUCUGAGCCUGUCCAUGGCAGGUUUCAACUCAUCUUUCCUAAGGGACCUGACAUGCCGUGCCAGGUGAGCAAGUCUGCAGCUGCCGCGGCCAGACGAGUCACACAAGCGUCAAUUGUGUCCUCAAUGGCAUACACAACUUUCUUGAUUUGCCUUUCAACUUCUCUGACUUGUGUGGCUUUAUUCGACCUUGUUGACUCGGGCUCGAGCAAAGUCUUUAAAGAGAUGAGAUCGGUCGCCAGCAGCCAGAGCUCGUCUUCCGUGUCGGAGCCAGAGAGAAGAUCGUCAUGUGACGUCAGCAGCCACGGCACAUUUGUCGUGGCCAAUUCGUACCUUAGCUAUGUCAGUCCCACUGAGCCUGUCCAUGGCAGGUUUCAACUCAUCUUUCCUAAGCGACCUGAUGAGCUGUGCCAGUCUGCAGCUGCCGCGGCCAGACGAGUCACACAAGCGUCGAUUGUAUCUUCAAUGGCAUACACAACUUUCUUGAUUUGCCUUUCAACUUCCCUGAGUCGUGUGGCUUUAUUUGACGUAGAUGACUCGGGCUCGAGCAAAGUCUUGAAAGAGAUGAGAUCGUUCGUCAGCAGCCGGAGCUCCUCUUCCGUGUCGGAGCCUGAGAAAAGAUCGGCAUGUGACGUCAGCAGCCGCGACACACAAGCACUUUGGGUUCCAAGUCCAAACAAAUUAUCAAACACUAUUGACAGAGAGAGAAUGGCUUAUAGUGCGGUGACUUUCCUGCUGGAAAACUUAUCACGCCUGCUGACGUCACAUUCCGAUCUCAUUUCCGGCGCGGAACGCGAACUCCAGGGCCUAAAGAGGGAACUCCUCUCAAUCAAGAAUUUGCUUAAGCAUGACGACUCAAGGCCAGAUAACAAGACGCAGCUCAUCAGGGACGUGGAAAUGCAGAUCAGGGGAGUUGUGUACGAGAUUGAGGAUACAAUUGACGCUUGUUUGACUCGUCUGUCAAUGGCUGCCGACACCGAAAAUAUGUUUGGCCACAGCCGAGGUUCCGUUGAUCCGGCGCCUGCUGAUCUGGCGCAGCUCGUGAGGUCCCUUAGGCAAGAUAAGCUAAAACCAGCCAUGGAUGAGCUGAUUAGGAUGGGGAUCACUAGAGUGAAAAUCGCGAAACCGGAAAAGCACGAGGCAAAAUCAAAAACGGCUCCGAGAGUCAGGGGAAACAACAUCGUAGGUCUGGAAGAUGAGCAAGCUAGAUUAAUGCACCUACUCACAAAGGAAUCGGAUGAUCUCGACGUGAUCGCCAUUAUCGGCAUGCCCGGCCUCGGGAAAACAACACUCGCGCGGAAAGUUUACGAAACCGACGAAAUCCAGUGUGCAUUUCCCACCCGCAUCUGGGCCUGCGUCUCUAAAGAACUCAACACAAGAUCACUCUUUCUCGACAUCCUCCAAGAAUUCACCAGCAAGGAUAUGUCGGGCCUCAGCGUCGAUGACCUGGCGCUGACGAUCCACGGCACUCUGGAGACGAGAAGGUUCCUUCUCGUGCUGGAUGACGUGUGGACACCCGAGGCCUGGGACACGAUUCGCGAGGCCUUACCCUUGCGAAACGCAAGUGGUAAAGUCCUCAUAACCAGCCGUUUCCAGAUAGUGGGCAAGCAUGUCAGUCCUGUUAGACCACCUUACCAACUGCGUUUUCUAACCGAAGAAGAAGGAUGUCAAAUCCUCCGUUUAAAAGUAUUCGGGCAGCUCCAGGAAUGGCCUCGGAGGUUGGGAGAUGUCGGGAGGCGUAUAAGCACACAAUGCCGAGGACUGCCGAUUCUACUAUUGAUGAUAGCUGGGAUUCUAGACGAUCAUCUCUCGACAUCGAACGAUCUUGUUGCCAUCAUACGCACGUGGGAAGACCUGUCCAAAAGCCUGAGCGGCUACGUAAUCGACAUGAUGGAUGUUUUCACGAGUGUCUUGGCAUUGAGUUACGCUAGAAUGUGUGACGAGUUGAGAGAUUGCUUUCUUUAUCUCGGGGUGUUUCCCGAAGAUUAUGAGAUCCCGGCUUCGACACUGACGCGCCUGUGGAUUGCUGAAGGGUUUGUGCAGCCGAGGCAUGGUCAGAGCCACGAGGAGAGAGCGUACGAGAAUCUGAUGCAUCUCAUAAACCGGAAUUUGGUCAUGAUCGAUAAGCUAAAGAGCAGUGGAGAAGUCAAAAUUUGCCGCGUUCAUGACACGGUGCGUGAUUUUUGUAAAGUCAAGGCCGAGGGGAUACAACAAUUCUUCCAAGAACUUAGAAGACGUUCAGACGGAGCAUUUGAGCUUUUUUCAUAUUCGGAGGGCCCACAAAAGAAUCACCACCGCCGCAUAUGUGUCCACUACGAUGUCACGGGUUUCUUCUCUCCGGAGCCUUAUUUACCAAACGCACGUUCUUUCCUGUCUUUCUCCACGGAAGAAUUUGCCUUGCAGACAGAGGACAUCCCAAAAGUCCCCGCAGCCUUCAAGCUAGUGAGGAUUUUACACAUCAUGCCCCUCGUCUUCAGAAUAUUCCCCCUUGGCCUGACUCUGCUCGUACAUUUGAAGUACGUUGCCCUAUCUAGUGAUUUCAAGGUCCUUCCGGAAGCCGUCACCAAGUUGAUCAAUACACAGACUCUGGUACCCUCACAUAGUGAAGGCAACAAUCUCCAGACGCUUGCCAACCUAUCUCCGGAAAAUUGCACUGUCGACUUGUUUGAGAGGACAUCUAGCUUGAAAAAACUGGGCAUUAGAGGGAAAUUAGCCACGCAUCUCGAUUUUGAUAGUUUAGGGAGGCUGAGGGAGCUCGAUAAUCUGAAGCUAAUUAACGACAUCCACUCUAUUUCGCCUUCUGAAGGCCAGCUGCCAUGCCUCCCUCCACCUGGAAAGUUCCCUCCGAGGCUGAGGAUUCUGACACUAUCUGCUACAUUACUCGGUUGGGAGAAAAUGUCAGUAUUGGGGCUUCUCAAGAAUCUUGAGGUGCUUAAGCUGAAGGACAAUGCAUUUGUGGGGCCAUGCUGGAAAGUUGUCGAGGCUGGUUUUCCUCUGCUGCAUUUCCUGCUGAUCGAGCACACGGAUUUAGUUUCCUGGAAAUUAGCUCAAGGAGAUUACUUUCCUCGGCUCAGAUGUCUCACGCUUAGAAACUGUGAAGAACUAGAAGCGCUGCCUGACGGACUGGCAGAUAUACCAAGACUUGAGGUGAUGAACUUGCACCGUACAAGCAAAAUGGCUGUCUCGUCUGCCAGGAAAAUUCAGGGUGACAUAAGGAACCUGAAGCUUUCCAUAUUCCCCGUUGAUGAAUGA
Molecule: messenger RNA, 5685 nt
Organism: Striga asiatica
Lineage: Eukaryota; Viridiplantae; Streptophyta; Magnoliopsida; Lamiales; Orobanchaceae
Source: the annotation of a GenBank genome assembly